Molecule: messenger RNA, 999 nt
Organism: Dichomitus squalens LYAD-421 SS1
Lineage: Eukaryota; Fungi; Basidiomycota; Agaricomycetes; Polyporales; Polyporaceae
Product: NAD-malate dehydrogenase
Exons: 8
Coding region: 1-999 (332 amino acids)
Biological process (GO): malate metabolic process; tricarboxylic acid cycle
Cellular component (GO): cytoplasm
Molecular function (GO): L-malate dehydrogenase (NAD+) activity
Source: RefSeq, a predicted model, not a curated record
AUGGUCAAAGCAGUCGUUCUUGGUGCUGCAGGCGGCAUUGGCCAGCCUCUGUCUCUGCUCCUCAAGGCUAACCCCAACGUCACGGAGUUGAGCCUCUAUGAUAUCGUGAACACGCCCGGUGUUGCUGCCGACUUGUCCCACAUCGCGACUCCUGCCAAGGUCGUCGGCUACCUUCCCCCAGAUGAUGGUCUCAAGAAGGCCUUGACCGGUGCCGACAUCGUUGUCAUCCCCGCUGGUGUUCCCCGUAAACCCGGAGUACGUAUAAUUCAUCGUCGUCUCAUUAACGCUGGCAUCGUUCGCGAUCUCGCGACUGGCAUUGCGACCACCGCGCCCAAGGCCUUCGUCUUGGUCAUUUCGAACCCUGUCAACUCAACCGUCCCCAUCGUAGCCGAGGUCUUCAAGCAGCACGGUGUCUUCAAUCCUAAGAAGAUCUUCGGUGUUACUACGUUGGAUGUCGUCCGCGCUUCGACUUUCGUUGCUGAGAUCCUUGGCGACCUCGGCAAGGCACCCAGUGUCGUCGUUCCCGUGGUCGGUGGUCACUCCGGCAUCGUGCCCUUGCUCUCGCAGUCCUCUCACCCGCUCCCGUCUGGCUUCGCCCAGGACGCUCUGGAGCAGCUGACGAAUCGCAUCCAGUUCGGCGGUGACGAGGUCGUCAAAGCGAAGGAUGGCGCCGGAUCUGCGACCCUUUCUAUGGCUUAUGCCGGUGUCGAAUUCGCGAACAAGAUCAUCCGUGCCGUCAAGGGCGAGAAGGGCCUCGUUGCACCUACGUUCGUUAACCUCGCCGCCGACGCAGCAGGCGGCGAGGCCCUCAAGAAAGAGAUUGGCAGUGACCUCGAGUACUUCUCGGCACCCGUUGAACUCGGCGCCGAGGGUGUGGUUGCGAUCAAGUCACUCGGCAAGAUCAGCGAGUACGAGACGAAGCUCAUCAAGGCUGCCGUUCCUGAGCUACAAACCAACAUCGAGAAGGGUGUCUCUUUCAUCGGCGCGUCUAAGCUCUGA